AAUAUUGCUGGGUUUAAAAUGGGAAAGUUUUAUCUCGUACUUUUAAUAAUGCUUGUGUUAGUUUCAAAUUGUUUUGGUGGAAAUUCAAAUGAAGAUGAACUUAGUGAUUUAAGGAACAAAGUAAAGGAUAUGUUUUACCACGCUUACAACGGAUACUUAGAACGAGGUUACCCCUACGAUGAACUUCGACCUUUGACCUGCGAUGGGGUCAACACUUGGGGGAGCUUUUCCCUUACACUGGUUGAUGCGCUUGAUACUUUGGCGGUGUUGGGGAACUACAGCGAAUUCAGGAGAGUCGCGAAUGAAUUAACGAACAACAUCGACUUCAAUAUAAACGUUAAUGUGUCAGUGUUUGAAACAAAUAUUAGAGUGGUCGGUGGUCUACUGUCAGCUCAUCUAAUGGCAGAUAAAGCAGGGUUGGAAUUAACACCAGGGUGGCCGUGUAGUGGACCACUGCUUGACUUGGCUGUGGAUGUGGCAGAUAGAUUGUUACCAGCGUUUAACACACCCACGUACAUGCCUUUUGGGACGGUGAACCUACGUUAUGGGGUGGAUGCGAAUGAAACACCCAUCACAUGCACUGCGGGGGUGGGAACGUUUAUAGUGGAGUUUGCUACACUAAGUAGAUUGACCGGUGACGCCAAAUAUGAAGAAAUCGCUAUGAAGGCAAUUCAUGCUUUGAAUCAAUCAAGAUCUAAUAUUGGUUUGUUGGGCAACCACAUAAAUGUUAUAACGGGCAAAUGGACGGCGCUCGACUCUGGCAUUGGGGCAGGGGUUGAUUCGUUCUACGAAUAUUUAGUGAAAGGAUCAAUAUUACUGGAUAUGCCCGAGUUAAUGGAGAUGUUUAAAGAGUUCUUGGGUCCAAUAGAGAAAUACCUGAAGCAGGGUGAUUGGUAUAUGUGGGCUAAUAUGAACACAGGUUCGAUCACCCUUCCAAUCCAUCAGUCACUCGAAGCCUUCUGGCCGGGUUUACAAACUUUAUACGGAGACACCGAGAAUGCUUACAAGACGAUACUAAGUUACUACGACGUGUGGGAUAAAUAUGGUGGAACGCCCGAGUUUUACAGCAUUACACAAUCAGAACCUUUUAAUGGAAGGGAGGGCUACCCGCUUAGACCAGAGUUGAUAGAAAGCACGAUGUAUCUUUAUAAAUCAAACAAAGAUCCAAGGCUACUGGAGUUUGGGAAACAAUUGUUACGUUCCAUUGAAAAAGUUGCUAAAACUAAUUGUGGUUACGCAACAGUUAAAGAUGUGCGCGACCAUCGCCUUGACAACCGGAUGGAAUCUUUUUUUCUCGCUGAAACGAUCAAAUAUCUGUACCUUCUGUUUGACCCAGAGAACCCACUGCUAACCACCAUGAAGGGGGCAUCACUGAGGGAGUUUGGGGAUGGGAGGGAAUGCAUACUGGGGGCUGGUGGCUACAUAUUCAACACAGAAGCCCACCCAAUCGACGUUAGUGCGCUGCAUUGUUGCGACAUAAUGAGAAAAGAUACGGAAAAUUCCAAUAUUUGGAACACCUUUAAAAGUUUCGAUGCAAAAACUUUGUUCACGGUUAACCGUAGUGGGUGGGAGCCAAACCCGGAACCUUCAGGUCAAAGAACUUGGGCAGGAAGUGAUGAUCGUAAUGUAUCACGGUUAGUGACGAAUUGUGAUGCGGAAAGUUAUCAUAUGAAGUUCAUGAAACAUGGGCAGAUAUUUACCGAGGCUUAAGUUUUAUCGGCGGUAAAUAUUUUAAAUAUUUUAAAACACAGGGAAGGCAGGAUAGUUAGACACAUAAUACUGUGAAACAAAUCUAACUUGUUGGUUGUAAUGUUUUGCCUGCAAACCAUGCCACCCCAGGUUUAGUGUCUAUGAGUUUGUACCAGAGUUAAUGUGCUAUGUAUGCCAGUAUGUACUUUAAAAGUAUUUCUCUUCUAUCAUUAUCCUAUUUAAAUAUCUGGGCGCAGAAAUAACAUUUUGAACAAGUUGCUUAUAUUCACAUUGGUUACCGCAAAAAACAUAAGAAACAAAUUUUCCUUAACAUACUGUGAUCAUUGGUGCAAUGUCUGUGCUUUAUAACGAGAUUAUGGUAUAUCGUUUGCUCCUUAUAACCUGAUCAAUAUAUUCUCAGUUCACUACUUUAUUUGGUAUUACAGUUUUGUAACUUAAUACAUUGAUAGUAUUAUGU
Molecule: messenger RNA, 2167 nt
Organism: Ciona intestinalis (vase tunicate)
Lineage: Eukaryota; Metazoa; Chordata; Ascidiacea; Phlebobranchia; Cionidae
Source: RefSeq, a predicted model, not a curated record